Caenorhabditis elegans is the source of this 1244-nucleotide messenger RNA. It is a transcript of the gene R09F10.8, whose product is annotated as DOMON domain-containing protein. The record is from RefSeq and is marked reviewed. The transcript is spliced from 3 exons. The coding region runs from base 4 to 1122 and encodes 372 amino acids. Lineage: Eukaryota; Metazoa; Nematoda; Chromadorea; Rhabditida; Rhabditidae.
GUAAUGUCUCCUUUGUGGCUCGUUGUCUUUAUAGUCCCACUGGCGUCUGGAAUUAGUUUGUCUGAUUGUUCUAAAAAGAACUCGUGCUACGGAUCUCCGGUCAAUUGCCAGCCGGGUAUUGAUUGCCACGUGCUCCUUCGCUUUGAGGAUGAUGGCACUUUGGAUGUUCACCUGCAAAACUUCACUGCCCCUGAUGGAUACGUCGCUCUUGCCUAUAACUCUAAUCAGAAUGCCCCUACCGAGUACCUGAUCUGCAUUCCUCAUGAGCGCAAACGUCUUCGUGGAAUUUCUUCUCAAGGCGAGAUCAUAACAAUCACUGAGCAGAACAUGGCUCAAUACGUAGCUCAGAUGGACACCAAUACAUUCAUUUGCUCGUUUGUUGGAAAGGAAAUUCCUUCCAACUUCAGAAUGCAGUCGAAUUUUGUGGUUUCUGAAGGAUUAUUCGCGAAUGAGAGCAACAUUCCAACGACGUACAAGCUCGAACCCAUCAGCACGGACAGUGUCUUCUUCCACCCCAUUGCAGCAACCAUUGGCCGACAAGACGAAGCCUUAUCUGAAGAUGAGGAAAAGUUGGCUACGGAUCUGCUUGGGAAGGUCCAGAGACUUUCUGAUCAUGAUUCUGAAUCUACUGAUAUGGAGGCAAUUCUCAAUGAAAAAAACAGAUUCACAAUUGAGGAAUUUGAGGAAAAACUCUUUUCGGCAAUGUCUAAUCGUCGCCGCCCAAUCAAGAAGUUUGAGCGGGAGGAAGAAGAUCAAGACGAUGAUGAAUAUUCUGAAGUUGAAGAGAAGGAAUCGCAUCCCAAAAAGCGUCGUGAACAUAAGAAAGGGCGCCACACCCGAGUUCUCAGCGACGAGCAAGAAGAGGAUUACGAUCAAUACGAGGAUGAUAUGCCAUCGAAGAAAAGAAAACGUCCGUUCAACAGCGAGGAGCUUGAGAAUGGCGAAGAUGUGGACUUUGGCAAAAAGUCUAACAAAAACAGCAAAAGGGGACGUUCGAUGGACAAAGACAGAGAUGAUGAUGAUGCUUACAAUAGUUCGGACGAUGACUACGACAACAGCUCUGCCAAAUUCAAGCACUUCCGCAACGCCAUCAUCAUCCUUGUCUUCUGCAUUCAUUUCUAAAUCCUUGUUAAAAGAUCAUCGCGGCAUAUUUUUUAAUUAUUUAUUGCAUUAACAUUUUGUGCUCCUUUGCGGAUUGUUUGAUAUAACACAUCGGGUAUCUAUUGAAAAGUAAAUUAACUUUU